AAAAGAACUAUCCCAAUCAGGGAGCGAUAUGUGUGGCGAAGAGCCAUAUCUUGUUCGAAAUAAAUCAAAGCUCGAAUUAGUUCUGCAUACCCCGGCUCAAAUGCGCGAUUUUUUCAAAGAUGACGGAAAGCUUCAUACCAAACAGCAGUGUCAAAGCAUUGGAUCCUACUUUGAUAGGAGUCUGGGACAAUGUGUCGGAGUCCAAACUGGCCAGCGUUGGCAUCAGACGCGCUACCACCUUGAAAAGUUCUUUUCCGCAACAGAGGCUGCAUCAAUGAUCCAAGAUUUCAACACCGUUCUAGAUGCCUGGGCAGAAACGGCACCGACGAAUUCUGCAUCACAACAGAUUGAGGAAGCAAAAUUCGUCGCGGAUAGUGUCGUUAUUUGCAGGCAAUUGCCAUUUCGAAUGAUUGCUAUGUGUUUAUACGGAAACAUGCUGACUGACGAGCGCUUCGAUGCUUUAUGGGAGCUUAAUAAACUACAUGACCACGUUACGCAGCACACAUUCUUCGGCACGUGGGAGAAUAUGCCAUACUAUCAUCUGCUUCCGACGGCAGCAAAUAGAGUAUUGGCUGAGUAUGAAGAGGGAUGGAAGAAAUUCAAUUUGGAAAUUGUCACUACAGCCAGAGCGAACAAUACCUCAUGCCGUGCGUCACGCAUGUUCAGUAUUGUUGAAACGGGAGAAUUAACAUUGGAUAUGUAUCUUCAGUCCCUCGAUGAAAUUCUUUUCACCAACAUAGAUGUUACAUCAGCCCAAUUUGCUUACACUUUAAUCAACACUGGCAAAUGUCCAACAGCGGGAGAGAAGCUGCAUGAAGAAGUGCAAGGCAUCUCAAAUUUGGAAGAUGAAACAGAUAGUUAUGCCCGACGUGAAGAUACCUUUCUCCACAAGAUGUACCUCGAGAUCUUACGAAGGUUUACUUUCGCUGAAGCUACAGGAAUCGAAAAGCGAAUCGAUGGAUACCUGAUUCCAUCCGGGACAAGUAUCCUUAUUGACACCAUAAGACUCAACAAAUCAUCUCCCAUCUGGGGUGGUACGGGAUACGAGUUCCUGCCAGAAAGAUGGGAUACGAUUACCACAGGACAGGCGCGCUACAGCUGGCUUGGGUACGGAAUGGGGCCAAGGAAAUGCCUCGGCAAGAACUUCGCAAAUAUUAUCGUGAAGCUUUUCCUUGUUUCUGUGAAUCGCCAUUUUAUUCUAAGUGCAGAGAAAGGGGCGAUUCAGAUCAAAAGAGAUCGUUUCUCAUGUGUGCCUACGCAAUUGGUAGUAUUUGAGAAAAGGAACAGGUGA
This is a messenger RNA of Penicillium waksmanii, 1291 nucleotides long. RefSeq lists its product as uncharacterized. The transcript is spliced from 6 exons. NCBI's taxonomy places the organism in Eukaryota, Fungi, Ascomycota, Eurotiomycetes, Eurotiales, Aspergillaceae. The coding region runs from base 29 to 1291 and encodes 420 amino acids. Gene Ontology annotation, molecular function: heme binding; iron ion binding; monooxygenase activity. The record is from RefSeq and is a predicted model, not a curated record.